UGAGCGACGACAGACAAUUCUUUGUGCGUGAAAUAAAAGAGUUUGGAUGGUUCAUACACAACUCAGACUGCCAGUCAGUCAGUAAACCGAUUGUUCUUAUCACAGACUCGAGUGGUUGCAGCACGGUCUGCGACGAUAAGCCAGGCGUUUUUUUUUUCACUCUAUUGCUAAUCAGUAAAUUUAAGUUAUCUGCUGAUUGAUAGGCACAUUGGAUAGGAUAGUCAUUCGUAACAGCAGAGUAUGUAAAGGCAAUCAGAGUUCAUACGGUGCUAGAGCGGAAAGUGUGUCAGAAGUGUUUCGAAUUGUUUGUUAAACAGAGGCCGUGAAAAUGUCCACAGAAGAGCUGAGUUUGGCGGACGAAUUAUUCGAAGAUGUUAAAUAUCAAGAGGCGUUAGAUCUGUUGAAUAAAUUAAAUGAUAAAGAUGCCGUGGAAGUUCAGUGGCGAUUGGCACGUGCAAUGUUUUUUAUUUCUAAACAGACCACUAACAAUGACGAGAAAGCGAAGUAUGUCCGGGAAGCUUUCGAAUAUGCUCAGAAAUCUGUGGAAUUGGAUGCAAAUAGUUUCGGAGCUAACAAAUGGUAUGGUGCCAUCUUGUCGGAGAAGAGUAACUUAGAUGGAGUGACCGAACGCAUUAAACAGUUGGAAAACGUGAAGAAACAUUUUACGAUAGCCAAGGACAUCAACCCAGCUGAUCCGGGCAUUCUACACAUGCUCGGGCAGUUCAAUUUUAAGUUGUCGGAAGUCAACUGGGUCACCCGAAAGCUGAUCAACUCGGUAGCCCCGAAUCCCCCGAAAGUAUCUUUUGAGGAAGCAUUGGAAUGGUUUGAGAAGGCCGAAAGGCUGAAGCCGGGCUUUUAUAGUCAGAAUUGGCUAUAUCUUGGUAAAACGUAUCUCGCUAUGAAACAGAAGGACAAGGCCCGCGAGUGGUUUGAAAAAGCAGCAACGGUUGAGGUUCGCAACGAAGAUGAUCGCAUCUGCCUCGAAGAAGCUAGUCAGGCUUUAAAACAACUUUAAUAGUAUAUCACACCAUCGACCUCGCGUUUCUUUGUCGCUGCUUGCAUAAUUUCUAUCUAAAAUAAGAAUUAAUCCAGGCAAUGUCACAGUUGAAAGGCCAGCGUGGCUGUUUUUGUUGAAUGCAGUUUAUGAUAAAGUUAAACAGUGCAUGGUUAUUACUAGGAAAUUCCGCUAACGUCGUAUAUAUCGAUGUACUAAACAAGAACGCAAAUCGAUCGGCUACGAGACCCUCUUAGUCAUAAUGUGCACGAUAAUUAGUCAGAAAAUGGACUUUGCGUUGCUAGUGUUAUGGUGCUGAUUUGAAAGAUAUUUCCGUUUAGAUAAAUAUACGUUAUACGUGUUUGCACGUUGUUUCGUUCAAUUGUAUUGAUACUGUAGAUCACCCAGAGAGAUUCGUGUUUGACCUAGGGUGUGAUUUCGAGCAAUAGAGUUGAAUUUAUCAACUUGCUUGUUUGAUGUACAGCCUGUUACAUAAGAUCGUGGUCACUGUUGUGAGAAAAUGAAAAGACUCAACAUGAAAAUACUUUUGAAUAUUGUUUUAUUAGAUCGAAAA
This is a messenger RNA of Malaya genurostris, 1568 nucleotides long. Its product is annotated as regulator of microtubule dynamics protein 1-like. The record is from RefSeq and is a predicted model, not a curated record. The transcript has 2 exons. Gene Ontology annotation, molecular function: microtubule binding. Lineage: Eukaryota; Metazoa; Arthropoda; Insecta; Diptera; Culicidae. The coding region runs from base 329 to 1015 and encodes 228 amino acids. Gene Ontology annotation, cellular component: cytoplasm; spindle microtubule; mitotic spindle pole.